UUCUUGCCAAUCAUUAUUUACAUUCCAGACAUGCAUUAUGUGGUCUCCAUCAGUCUUCUUCUUACAGGUUUUAGCUCUCUCGCCCUAGGAAGGAUUGGUUCCAAGAAACCUAAUGUUCUAAUUUUACUUGCAGACGAUUUAGGUGUGAAUGACGUUGGUUGGAACAAUCCUGAGACAUCUACACCAAAUCUGGAUAGUUUAGCAGAUCAGGGUGUUAUUCUGGAUAAUCUGUACUCUCUACCGACAUGUACUCCCUCCAGAGCAGCUCUUCUAACCGCUAUCUAUCCUUUCAGAUAUGGUCUUCAGCGUGGAUUUGGUAAACAUGUCCCGGAUGGAUUACCUUUAAAUCUCACUAUACUGCCUCAGUACAUGAAGAAAGAGGGAUAUCAGACCCAUGCUCUAGGAAAAUGGCAUCUUGGUUUCUGCUCUGAAGAUUACACACCAACACAGAGAGGAUUCGACACUUUUCAUGGUUUGUUUGUUGGAGACGAUACUGAAAGUCUGGCUGAUAAUAAUAAUCUUGAAAAAGAAAUUUCGAAGGAGAAAAAGAAGAAGACAGAGAAGAAAAGAACAAGGAAGAUUAGAAAGAAUAGGAAUACUAGGAGUUUGGAAGAAGAAGAAGGAGAAGAAGAAGAAGAUAAUGAUGAAUAUUUUAACGCGGAAGAAGAAGUUGAAGAAGAAAACUUUGAUUUCGACAUUGAAAAAGAUUCUUACACUCUUUCAAGGACAUCAAGAAAAUUAAAAGAGCUUCGACCGAAAACAAAUACAGAUGACUCCAAGAUUGAUCACAUGAAGAAGAAGGAAGAAAAUAAAAAGAAGAAGGAAAUAAGAAACAAGAAGAAAGAAGAAAAAAUGAAGAAGAAAAAAACAAAAAAGAAUAAGAACAAAGACCUCUACGAUUCCUCUUACUAUGCCAAGAAAGUUGUUGAGAUAUUUGAAAACAAGGAUAAGAAUAUUCCUGUAUUUCUGUACAUGAGCUUCCUGAGUAAGAUGUAUCCAAGAACACUCAAGCUCAAGCAAAGAGGACAAAUGAUCAAGAAGAUCCAGGAGAAGAGAGGAGGAAAAAUUCAAGAACUAGAUGACGCAGUCGGAAUGAUAGUUGAAGGUCUGAAGAAGACUGAAGAGUUCGAGAAUACUAUCAUUCUGUUCAUCUCUGAUAACGGAGCUAGAGCUUUUACUUCAGAAGCACCAGAAAUAGACAACCCUAACUACCCUCUUAAGGGGUCUAAAGGGUCGGUGUACGAGGGAGGUACUAAGGUUCCCGGAUUCAUUUUUAGUCCAAAACUGGAGAGAUUCGGAUCAAGAUACUCCAAGAUGAUUCAUUUUGUUGAUAUUCUUCCCACAAUACUUUCAGCUGUAGGAACAAACACUAGGUCUUUGCCAAUUGACGGGGUGGACCACUGGUCCGCCCUUGAGCAAGGGGUCCAGAAUGGGUCGGGUCCAAGGAAUACAAUGAUUUACAAUCUUGAUGAUAACUUUGUACAAUCUGUUCUUAGAAGCUCAACCUUUCAACCAAAAUUUCAGAUUGGAAUAAGAGAAGGUGAUUACAAGCUGAUUUGGGGCCAAUCAAAAUCUCUUCACAGAUCAUACAGAGAUGCCAAGGAUGAGAAUGGAAUAAACCUGGAUGCUCAGAUUGUUGAACUAUACAACCUGGAGCAGGACGCAGGAGAGCAGGAGAACCUUGCCCCGUCUCAACCUGAGAUAGUUAGAAGAUUACAAAUCCUGGCACUCCAGUAUACAGAUUAUAUCAUUCCGCCCAGGUUUAUGGGACUACAGACAACUGAUAGGGUUGUAGAUCCCACUUUAGUAAGUGGAGGAAUAACUGGGUGGUGUAAAGGAGUUGAAAGAACUGAAUGUCAACCUUCUUCUACGAGAUCCUUUUAUCAACUUUCUUCCAGCACAAUGGUGGAAGUCUAUUAUGGGUCACUUCGAAAUCAAUCCUUAUCAUGCACAACGUACCUCCACUAGGAGCAUCAUUUAAAGUCACGUCAGUUUUAGAGGAUAAAAGUAGAAUCUCAGAAUCCGUUACUUAUUAUUAAAUGUUAUACUCAUACAUAUUUUUAUACUUCUUGUUGUUUUAAAAUUUUAUAUAUUGAAAAUAAAUUUGUU
Molecule: messenger RNA, 2109 nt
Organism: Eurytemora carolleeae
Lineage: Eukaryota; Metazoa; Arthropoda; Copepoda; Calanoida; Temoridae
Product: arylsulfatase B
Exons: 21
Coding region: 31-1968 (645 amino acids)
Source: RefSeq, a predicted model, not a curated record